Molecule: messenger RNA, 4939 nt
Organism: Heteronotia binoei (common prickly gecko)
Lineage: Eukaryota; Metazoa; Chordata; Lepidosauria; Squamata; Gekkonidae
Gene: NAA40
Product: N-alpha-acetyltransferase 40, NatD catalytic subunit
Exons: 8
Coding region: 208-921 (237 amino acids)
Cellular component (GO): nucleus
Molecular function (GO): histone H4 acetyltransferase activity; histone H2A acetyltransferase activity; protein N-terminal-serine acetyltransferase activity
Source: RefSeq, a predicted model, not a curated record
AUGCCUGGAAACGCCCCUUUCUCAUGGAUGUUUCCCACCUCCACGCUGUGCGUCAGGUGCUGCUGGGUUGUCCCGUCCUGCCCCGUUGUUUUGGGCUUUGCGCAGGCGCACUAAGGGUAUACCUUCCCCCCUCAAUUCUCUUGCCCCCCCCCCGCCACGGAUUUCUGAGGAGAUUGUGGGGGGGUUGUAACCGCCGCCACCACCAUUAUGGGAAGGAAGUCUAGUAAAGGCAAGGAGAAGAAACAGAAACGACUGGAAGAGCGGGCAGCCAUGGAUGCUGUCUGUGCCAAGGUGGAAGCUGCCAACAAACUGGUUGACCCACUGGAAGCUUUCCCCGUGUUCAAGAAAUAUGACAGGAAUGGGUUAAAUGUCUCCAUUGAAUGUAAACGAGUAUCCAGCUUGGACCCGGCCACACUUGACUGGGCUUUUGAACUGACCAAGACAAACAUGCAGACAUUGUAUGAGCAGAGCGAGUGGGGUUGGAAAGACCGGGAGAAACGGGAUGAGAUGACAGAUGACCGAGCGUGGUAUCUCGUUGCUCUGGAAGACGGUUCAGUCCCUGUGGCUUUCUCUCACUUCCGCUUCGAUGUGGAAUGUGGAGAGGAGGUCCUCUAUUGCUACGAAGUGCAGCUGGAAAGCAAAGUGAGAAGGAAAGGUCUGGGCAAAUUCCUCAUACAGAUACUGCAGCUCGUGGCAAACAGCACACAAAUGAAGAAAGUAAUGUUAACAGUAUUUAAACACAAUCAUGGGGCGUAUCAGUUCUUCAGAGAAGCUUUACAGUUCGAAAUAGAUGAUACCUCACCCAGCAUGUCUGGCUGCUGCGGGGACGACUGCUCCUACGAAAUCCUCAGCCGAAGAACAAAAUUUGGCGAGAGCCAACAUACUCACCCGGGCAAUCACUGCGGAGGAUGUUGCCAUUGAGAUCCUCUAAUCCAUGUCUCCAAAAGAACCCAGUUCUCCGCAUAAACAUGCCCCUCUUUGUUUCCCUCCCACACACCUGAUCCAGCCAUUCAUCUCUUGCUCUUCCCCCACCCCCACCCGGGAGCCAUGACAAGGGACUGUUGCAUUCUGAAUCCCAGGAUGAAAGAUCUUCCUCCGUACUGGAGGGUCUGGAAACUUAAAAGUCAUGUGUAACUCUCAGGCCUAGCCCCAGCUCUUGCUUUCCUGUGGCCUGGAACUGAAAGUUCAUAUUUCUGCAGUAAGGAAAUAGUUGCCACUUAGAAAGUGAGCGUUAGGAUUAAUUCGCUCUCCAAGCUUAAGAGGAAGAAUUGGCUUUUCAUGAGUUCUACGAAUCCAUUCCUGUGGAGGGGCCAAAUAUGUGGACUUCCUUCACUUUGUGUCGAAUGUGCACAUCUCUCCCUUGAUCGUAGCGAAGGAGGACUGCUGUUUCUCUGCAGAACUAUACAUGUGUAGUAAAUUGGCUGUGUCUUUCUUGAGAGAGCAUCUGGGGAAAAUCUGUAUCCGUUUUCAAUUCCAUUGGUUUGACACCAGUUUUUGAAGAAAAAAAAAAGGUGCUUUGUAGAGGUCUGGAACCAGUUCAUACUUAAUAUACCGUAUCUGUAAGAUUAUUACUGUAGCAGUUUCCCCCAGAUACUUGGGGAAAGCGUUGACCCAAAUCGAUCUGCUGCACCCGUUUCUUGUAAGUUGGUGAAUCGAGAUUCCUCGUGUGGUUCAGUUUGAGACGAUCCUCUGUCUGCAUGCAGCCAAACCAGAUUAAGGGUCAGCCUGCUUUCCAGUAGGGUUACAUCAGAACUUGAAUUUGAAAGUCCUGCUUGAAGGACCUAGGUGAGAUUGUAGGUGGCAAACAGCUUGCUUUUGUUCAGAUCUUUGCUUUGCCCUUAAAAGGUGAAAAAGCAUUUAUGAAUUUUGUAUCUUGUGAAGUGAGAUGGUUUGUUUUAAGAUGUUCCCCCAAACUCUCAGAUGAGCCAGGGGCUCAUGCAACACUGUGUCACGGCUUCAUCCCUGGACAAGGCGGUCCCUGCCUGUAAUUAAUCCCUUGGGUUUCAGCUCUCCCGCAAAGCACGUUGUCCUCUUCCUUCCCUAUGUGGUAGGUGGGGACUUUGCUUCUUUUACCACCUGAGUGAAUUUGAGACCCACCACUGGAUGAGACUUUUCCCUGUCCUUUGAAUGUCCUUGUGGUGGCUUCCUAUCACAGUCUAGCCCUAAACUGGAGACCCUGUAGGCUAGCUGCAGAUCUGACGGCCUGUGGCUUUCUUCUCAUAGCCCUAUGGCUGGAGGGGGUUUGAUGAGUUAUACCGACCCAGCAGGGGCCCCCCUCCCAGGUUUUAUUUCCAGAUAGCAAUCCAUUGCAGCUGCAGCCUCAGGGCCUCGCUUCUGUCUCAGGGCAUGUGUCGUUGCCUUGGCCCUUCCUGCUGAAGUGGGGGUGGGGAAAUGGGUUUUCCCAGUCUGGUCUCCAUUUGCCAAAUUCUUUUGUGGCUGGGCUUAAAAAUGUGAGGUAGUCAAUGCACCCACCCAAUGAUGCACUUUGGGUUGUUUUUUUAAAAAAAUUUAAGAGCCUGUGUUUUUUUCAUAUGUUUUGAAUCAUGGCCUUUUGGAUGAGUCGCAUCUUGACUACUGGAGAGAGAGUGACUGUAAUCUUCUCACUGCACUUGAGAUCCCCACAAAUUCAGACUUGUAAUGCAGGUCUAGGGCUAAGGGGUUAAUCUGCAAGUUCCUAUGGAUGGCUUUUACCAGGGUCAGCCAGCUUCCUGGACCCUGGAGAAAUGGGGGCAGGAAUAUAAUAGCAGGUUCUACACUGCUUGGGGGCCAGAUAGCUUCUUUCCUCCUCUCCAUACACCCCCAGCCCAGCCCCAGUUCAGUGAGGAGAUUGCUCUCUUCUGUACUCCAGAAGUUCUUCAAGAAGAAGAGUGCCUGUAUAAUGGGGAACAAGUCUGGGGAGGAUUUCCCCACCACUCCUUACCUUCCAGGUUCCUCUCCGUUGGGAAAGGAGAGCCCGGCUUUUCAGCUGUCCACACUGGGGCCAACUCUAGCUUGCAGAGAGCCAAGCACAUGAGACUCACAGGUUGUUUUCAGUCCAGCAGGCCUCUUUUUUAAUCCUUGGAAACGAGGGUACCCCAAAGGACUGAGGCAGCCCUUUGUUGUCUCAGUGGAAGGCACCCCAUAAGAUAAGAAGUUCAGCAUGACUCUUUAAGAUUGGCAAAGCAUGGCACAGUGCCUUGCCUUACCAGCUCCACUUCCUGUCUUCUGGGGAAAGGAGGGAGUAUCCAGUAGAAUGGAAGAGGUUCCUACCAUACCCAUAUCUUACCAUGUCUGAGCUCUCUCAGUGCUUCCAGCAUGGUCCAUUCACAAAUUCAAGGUACACCCCACACAGUUCUGCUGUGUUCUGCCGGCUUGUGCAAGAACAUUGAAAAUGAACAAAAAAAAAAAGGAUGGGUAAAAUGAACAACAAAAAAACCAAACCAGGUAACCAAAUGGGGGGGAAGGGAAGAAGAAAAACAUACCAUAUAUAAAAUAUCAGUCAGUUACCCAAAAAAGCUAACAUAUUAAAUCACAGAAACUUUAAUCCAAUUGUCAAUGUUAGAAAAUGGGCAUCAAAAUUCAUCAGUUUUGGUUACAUAUAUAAGUACCUUCCUCUAGUGUAGCAAAACGUUUUUAGUAAAAUUGCACUUAACACACGAGCAUGUCACAAGAUUUUUUGCUAUGACCAAGUGCAGUUGGAGCAUAAAAUACAUAUAAACAAAAAAACAUUUUAUGGUGCAUGUAAAAUUUUUAACUACUGAGGAAGGCUUCAUGGCCAAAACGCAUUUGACUUACCAGUAUUUCACAUAAGUCCCUGAUCAUAGGAAGGAUGCUUUACAAGCCUGUGAGAUCCCCAUCUGUAUAAGUGCAAUUUUACUAAAAGGGUUUUUAUAUAUUAGGGGACAGUACUUAGAUACAUUAAGGUUUGAUACCUGGUUCUUAAUAUUUACAAUUUGAUUUUUUGUGUGUGUGUGAUUCGAUAAGAGUUUUACUUUUUUUGUAAUUUGACAGUGACAAGGUUUGAACUUUUUGAUUCCCUGAUGUGCAUCUUUGCCCAUCUCAGGGCAGCAAGAAACAUGGAGCCCAGCUCUGCUUCUGGAUAACCUGUUCAGUCUGCACAAGCCAUAAGCUGGCUGAAACAGCUUGGCUGCUUUCAAAGGCAAGGCAAUGUGUUUUCCUGGAACCACAGCUCUCUGUCUAUCCAGACCUCAGCAGCCCUAAACAGGUUGGAAAAACUGCAACAGGCCCAACAUUAAUGAUUCCCACCCACACAUCCACCCCCUGGCAAUAAAUUUCCCAUUCAUCUUCCUCUCACUGCCCCUUCCUGUGGGUGGGUCCGUCUCCCUCGCUUCAGGGCAAUGUGAAUUAUCUGCCUUUACUAAGUUUAUUUAAUACUUUGUAAGGUUUUUUUUUUUUAAGGGAAGGCUUCUAAAACCACUUUUUUGAACACAUACAUACGAGGGAAUUAUUCUUCCUUGAUUUUGUGUGUUGUAAAUAUUGAGGACAGUUUCUGAAUCUUCCAAAUCUUAAAUUUUUUGACCUGUGGGUAAAUGAGAUCACCAAAUGGGUUCUCUCCCCCUCCCCAAUAAUCUAUCUGAUGUAGCAGUUUUCUAUAUCAAGUUUUGGGCUUCCUGUACCCCUCAUUCCCCACCAAUAACCAAGGGAAGAUAGAUGGGUGAGGAUAACUUGCUUGCAUUUCUUACUUCCUUCUCCCCUCCCACAACAAAGAAAAUUUGGCAUGUUUAGUACUUUUUAUUUUUUUUUAUUUUUAAGCUAUAAUCUGUGUUGUAUAGUUUUUGUGUUUCCGAUACAUAUUUGUUUUUGUUUUUUGUUCUUCCACUUUCUUCGGUUUUCAGAAGAAAUCUUAAGCUAAUUUCUUAGCAAAUAUUCUCACAGGAAUCAAAGGGAAAGAGCGGACUCCUUUUUUAAAUUCGUUAAUAAACGUUUUGUUCAGUCUUUA